UUCCAAUCGAAGCAUCAAGUGAACAAUUUUCUUUGAACCGCGGCGCGAACAGUAUUCAAUUGAAAGUAGAAUCAGAAUGGUGAAGGAAAAUACAUCGCCAGGUUCGAGUUCAGAGUCAGAAUUCGAAGAAACUGAAAAAUUAAGCGACGAAGAAAAGAAUGUUAAAAAGAUAUCAGAUUAUGAGAAACAGAGGCUCUCAAGAAUUGCGGAAAACAAAGCAAGGAUGGAGGCGUUGGGUCUUCAUAAAAUGGCGUCUUCUUUAGGCUCUUCAGUUCAGAAGACGGUGAAGAAUCGGAAAAUUAGUCAGCGUAAGGGGAAAAGUAAGGUCGUUGAUGAUUAUGACGAAGAUUAUCGGCCUAAUAAUGACGAUGAUGAUGAUGAGCGAGAUGACGAUGAUUUUGAUGACAAAGAUGACGAUGAAGAUGAAGAUUUUGUGAGAAAUUCUUCUUCAAAAUCCCGUAAAAACAAGGUUAAGAGGGGAGUCUCAAAACCGAAGAAGAAAUUUCUUUCUGAACUGCAUUUUGGCAGUGCAGAUAACAUUGGUGAAGAGGAUGAUGAGCUAAUGCAGGCCAUUGCCCUUUCAUUACAAGAUUCUGCAAAAGUUGCCACCCUUAAAGAGAGAAAGGAAAAUAAUAACAUUCAGGAAGAUUCAGGAACGAAGAAGAGGAAAAAACCGUUAAGUAAUAGGGCUCAGAUGACUGAGGAUGACCUGGUCUUAUACUUCUUUCAGUUUGAUGAACAAGGGAGCGGGUAUUUAACAGUUAGAGAUCUACAAAGACUUGCAACGGCUCAUGAUUUUACGUGGACAGAUAGGGAAUUGGAUGAGAUGAUACAUUAUUUCGAUAGUGAUAGAGAUGGAAGGCUAAGUCUCGACGAUUUUGGUAAGAUUGCUAGCCGUUGUAACAUGAUUCAAAGGUCUGAAAAGUCUUGAUGAGUAUGAAAGAAUGCAGUUUGAAGUUUUCAGGAAUGCCUGGAGAUUCUCGAAUUUGAUACGAAGCAUGAAUUCCUACUUUUUACUCAGUCCUUGAGUACUGAAAUGUUCCAUCAGGGCUGUGUAAGAUGUUCUUCUGGUGUACAAGGUUUUAUCUGUGUGUUUCUUCCCCUGUUUGAUAGCUUAGCGGAUGAAGCAAGUCACCUUGUUUGUUUUGUCUGAAUCAAGUUUUAUAAUUCCUUAGACCCAGUUUUGCACUUCCUAUGAAGCUUUAGAUUGCAAGUAUCUCACACAAGAAGUUGCCAUUUUGACAAUAGCAUGCAGCAAAUUAGCUCGGAUUUAACCAUCCUAGCUCCGGUUUUCAUUCAUAGUUUGUUUUUAGGAUAAGGAUGUGUUGUAAUUGAACUUUGUCAUACUUGAAUGAUUUGGCCUUUCAAGAAAAAACAAAUUAUUCAUUUAAA
This is a messenger RNA of Mercurialis annua (annual mercury), 1392 nucleotides long. Its product is annotated as NAD-dependent protein deacetylase HST1-like. Lineage: Eukaryota; Viridiplantae; Streptophyta; Magnoliopsida; Malpighiales; Euphorbiaceae. The record is from RefSeq and is a predicted model, not a curated record. The transcript has 7 exons. Gene Ontology annotation, molecular function: calcium ion binding. Bases 77 to 931 code for a protein of 284 amino acids.